Molecule: messenger RNA, 4562 nt
Organism: Pomacea canaliculata
Lineage: Eukaryota; Metazoa; Mollusca; Gastropoda; Architaenioglossa; Ampullariidae
Exons: 2
Coding region: 2208-3752 (514 amino acids)
Source: RefSeq, a predicted model, not a curated record
CAGUCUCUCUUUGACAUUUUGUUGCAAACCUUUUGGUGAGGAUCGAAUUGUGGCUACAGUAGACUACUCCCACUAUUUCGCUUUUUUGGACGAUAUUAUUUGUAAGAUUAACAUUAUUGUUUAUAGCUUUUUUUUUACCCCCAUCUGGGGUUGUUUUGCUCGUGAUACUGGACUAGUUCAGUUUUGAUGAUGUUUCAUGUUUGACUACUUUUCAAAAAAUGAGAUUAUUGGAGUUCACUCGCCUUGAUAUUCAUCUGUUGAAAUAUGUAGCAGUUCUUCCACACAGGGGCACUCUCUCUUUUCGAUUUAUAUAUAUAUACACACACAUAUCCAGCGUUUUUUUUAACAGAUCGAAAUUAUUUUCCUUUCUUGUCAGUUCGGAAUAGUGAGCUCUAUUUUUGGUCAGAUUGUGUACAUAUUUUGUGCCAGCUGUAUCUGACAGAAAUUAAUAUCACAGCAGCAGCUGGAAUUAUUUGAGACAUCUCUGAGCUUAUGCACAAUCUAUACAACUCGAAUUUUUACUGAGUGGGCCUCAACCUAUUUCCAUGGGAACGUGAACAAGAGCGGCCAUCAUCAUUAACAUCUUCAUAAAGUGGAGCGUGGAAAUAAAAAUACAAUUAACUUUCGAUAGUACACGUCUGUAAGAUAUAUAAUAACAAAUAACUAACAUCCUUAUCGUACGGCAGAGGUUAACAGGAUGAACUGGGCAUGAAAAUGUAACAGAUGCUGCAUUUCUCUCAAACAAUUCUCUCUCUCUCUCGCACUUUCUCGUCACCUACUGAGACACACACAUACACGACAUACAAACACACAAACGACCACAUGAGCGUGAAAACACACACUCACUCAUUCUCUCUCUCUCAUUUACACAAGCAAAGAGAGGGGAGGAUAAAAAUAGAGUAAGACAGAAAGAAAAAGAAAAAAAAAAAGAGAAAAAAUCGUGGAAAGCCUGCAGAUGGGUCAAGGUAAUGUCAAAGGUCCUGCAGCAGCUUGCAAACAUCGGUGAAUCCGAAAGCUGAUGAAAAUUUCAAAAUUCUGAGCAGCAACAAUACACGUCUUCAUCAAUAACAACAUUUUUCUUUCUUCUCUGUGUACGUGAUUUCCCCUCCAUCCACUUCAGCGCCCCCUCCCCCUGUCUUGUAGGCGACAGUGACGUCACCUUAUUAUCCCAAGCUACGCCUCGCUAACGCCACAGGCAUACGAACACACACACGCACUACAGACACACACACACACCACACACACACCAGAGAUACACACACAUACACCACACACACACGCACAUCUACACACCAGUCACGAGGUGAGACUGUGAACACAGGGGGCUGAACUCUCUCACUACCUUGUGUCUCUAUAUUUCUUUCCACUCGUAUUGUCCUCCGAUGCAGACUGCGAGCCCCGGGUCUCAUGUGAAGCCCACAACUGCACUGAACAAGCUGCUGCCUGUCUUGUAUUUUUGUUGCAAGGUAAAAUAAUUUGUCCACGCAUCCAUGCAUCCACGCGUCCAUGCCUAUUGAUCUGUGACAUCGUGAUUACAGUCGGAGGUGUUCACACGCCGGGUCAUGGAAAGUCAGCCUUUUGCUCGGUGUUUAAUGAAUGGGUUGAGGAAGGAGAAUAAAAUCUUGUGUGGGAGCAAGAGGUACUAACCAAACCAGCGCCAGGUUGUCUUUCCAUUUUCUGUGUGGACACGAUGACAGCUUCAGGAGGACCAGAGGAACGCUGCAGGAAGUUACAAGGACGUGACCAGGGUGUAGUGAUGUCUGGAACUUUCUCUCUGAGUCAUUUAAGACUGGAACGAGGCACAAGCUUUGCUAUUGCUGAUAGCAUUGACAGUGCAGUUGAAGAAAGGGGAAUUACAGACAAGAUGAUGGCAGUUGAAGCCCACAGCACAGCUGUGAACACUGGGCAUCACAGUGAGGUGAUACAUCUGUUACAGCUUCACACUCGUCUCCCUCGGCAGUGGUUCAUUUACUCGUCACACUUGAACGAGCUUCCAUUCCACCAGCUCUGCAAAACACUCAUUGGUCCAACUAAAGGACCCACACUGGGGAAAGAACCUUUUGGCUAAAUGUGCAUCAUCGCCACUUCCUGAAGUGAUUUCGUUUCAUUGCCGACGGCGAUCCUCUUCCAGAACUGGAAGUCAUGGAACUUGAGAAGGACCAAACCCACCUGUACAAACUGAUCACAGCUGGCUAGUCACUAUCGUCAUGAUCACGAUGAUGGCCCUUGCCCUGCCCCUGCUGCUGCACUUGGUGUUACCACAUCAAGCCUCCUUGACCCUCACGGCCCGCGCGGCGUAUGUUGGGAUGCUGACAUCAGGGGAGGCAAUUCUGCUUCACCACGUGCUCACGCUCUUGACCGGAAGUCCGUUCGCCUCACUCGAGCACUUCCUGGGCCGCGUCCUUGGUCUUUUCCCCGCUCUAUUAAUGGUGCAGGCGUGCGCAUGCGCGAUGACCUUUUCUUCCUCUUGUCCAGCCGAGAAUACUGAUGGCGGAGAGACUGUAGAAGAGGGAGCCGGCUCACUCCCCACCUCUCACCCACGUCACCCAUCGUUAGGUCGGGGCUCACCCAGAGAAGGAAACGCUUGUCACAUCACAGUAGGAGCUCAUGAAACUUGCCAAGGUAAAGGUGAGCAACAAGACUUUGCCAGGAAUUCGAGGAAACGGGGUGGAAAAGUACCUGGGCUUGUGUUACCUUUUCUUCUGUCUUACCUGUGGACAGUGGCACUAGUGAUGUCAGUGGUAUUUUAUUUGUACCCGAAUACAAAUUCCUGUUUCUGUGAAACUGCAUGCUUCGAUAAUGAAAUAUUUUUAAGGUUUCCUGUGGAGGAGGGAGUGGUCAGAGGUCUUCAGAAGUCCAUGCAUGCUUUAGAUGAUGAGUCAGUGUCUGAAGGCGACGUGGGUGAGCGUAGACUUAGCGAGGUGCUGACGAUACAAGAGCGACACUCGACAGAUGAAGGCGGAGAGCCGGACCUGACCCUGUCAAAGACAAGACAUUAUGUGAUUGUACAAUUGCUAAGGUACGAUCAGAGGGACACUGUCGCACAUGAGGGAACAGAAAACAGUUGGAAGAGAAAAAAGACUUCAGGUAUUCAGGUUGAUGUGGCACUAGUUCAAGCAUCGCCCUCGGCCAAGGCAUGCGAGAGUGAGACACCAUGGCUAUGCGUGAAGAAUAUUCAGACUGAAAUAUUUGUUUAUCUGUGUUUUAUCCUUCCUCUGGCACUGUCUUGCUUACUGGUCACGUGGUGGUCGUCAGGGGUUUCUGAUCAUUGUGACUGCAAAACAAAUGUUCUAAAAUCUGAAGUCUCAUCAUCUGCUACGGUCCAGAACCAUCAUUCAAAGGACGACCUGUGUAACACCAAACAACUAUUUACAGACCGAUAUCCCAGCAUGCACUGCAACUGUUCCCCUGAGCAACAGCUAUAUUACGAAGACGACAUCAAAGAACGCCCGUUGUCGACUCCUCCUCCCACACAAGCCCAGAGGAAGACUGAGCUGAAGACAGGAGGUGGAACUUCUGUCGACCAACAGGUGGUUAGUUCUAAAUGUCGGGUGUGCAUCUGUCUGAGUGAGUACCUUCUCUUGGUAUGCAAUGUGCUUGUUCUGGAGGCGCUGGUGUGUCCGCUGCUGUGGGGGGCUAGAGGCUGGGUGGGUGGUGGGCAGUACCGCCUCCCGCCCUUUGACCUUUUGAUCAUACCAGCGUACAGCGCCAUCUGCUUUGUUUACGGAUCUGCGGUGUUUACGUCACAUUAGUGGGCAAGUGCAUCCCUGGCCACGUGAGACAACGGAGAGUCGAAGCUGAAGAAAUAGUUGUAGCUGCCGCACAACAUUGGAAACAACAACAACAGCAAUAGCAACAACAGGAAUAACAGAGUAUAUAGAGCUCCAACCCCCCCCCCCAAAAAAAAAAAAAAAACAACAACAAAACAAAACAAAAAAAAAAAAACCAACAACACAAAAAAACAAACAGAACCCACAAGAGUCAGAAAAUAGACGGCAUAAUGGUGAAUACACAAACACACGCGGUUUGUACUGCAGUGCGUACUUACACAUGAUUGUCUUCUCAUCCACAAAACAUUCAACUGAUUGCUGUACUUACUUCUCUUCCUCUUCCUGCUGACAAUAACUUUGACUGAUGGACACUCGUCUAUUGGUCAGGCUGAAUUUCUGCAUGAGGGAUCUUUGUAGUUUUACUGAUUACAUUAUGUAGAAAUAUAUUUUUGUAUGUGAGAAGCAGGGUGACAUUGUGUAUGAAUGUAAAUGCAGUAAGAUAAAGUGUUACAUUGUACAUUUUCUGCUUCAGGGAUCUUUGUAGCUUUGUUGAGUAUAUAACAUAGAAUUAUCUUAUUCCAUGUGCGAGAAACAGGAUCACAUAAUGUAUAAAUGUAAAUGCAGUAACAUAAAGUGUUAUGCUGUACAUAUAUUCACACGUUGAUACACAAGCUCUUUCUUAACUGAACAUGUUGUCAGAGGUGCGUGCGGUCAUAUGUACACACACUGUGUAGACAUUCACCUACGCAUGUUCUGAUCACAGCUGUCAAAAUAAAAUAAACUUCAAUAAGA